Molecule: messenger RNA, 1079 nt
Organism: Xyrauchen texanus (razorback sucker)
Lineage: Eukaryota; Metazoa; Chordata; Actinopteri; Cypriniformes; Catostomidae
Product: transcription factor 15-like
Exons: 2
Coding region: 228-779 (183 amino acids)
Biological process (GO): developmental process; regulation of transcription by RNA polymerase II
Molecular function (GO): DNA-binding transcription factor activity, RNA polymerase II-specific; protein dimerization activity; RNA polymerase II transcription regulatory region sequence-specific DNA binding
Source: RefSeq, a predicted model, not a curated record
CUGUAUAAGGAGGCGUAUCAAGAGGAUCUUUACCAUGAUUUUGAAUAACUGAGAUGAUCAACUCUUGAAACACACCAGAUAACAGCACAUCAAGGUUUUGCAAUGCUGUCUUUGCGUGGCUAGUGCCUGACAACCAGUCAUCAUUUCAUUUUGGAUACUUUGGAUACAUUCUUCCCUGUCUCAUUGAGCUCUUCUGAUUUUAAAUCAGAAUCCAAGCAAUUUCGGUGAUGGCAUUUGCGAUGCUGCGUCCCCUUGCGACCCAUCUAGUGUAUCCGGAUCUUGCCAUGAUGUCCGAGGAUGAGGACAACCGCAGCGAGAGCGACGGCAGUUCGGAGCAAAGCUACGGCUGCUGCCCCAGUUCGGAGAAGCGGCGGAGGAUGUCCCGCAAGUCCACGGUUAGCGGUGUGGUUAUUGUAAAGCAACGGAACGCAGCAAACGCGCGGGAACGCGAUAGGACGCAGAGCGUCAACACGGCUUUCACAGCGUUACGGACUCUUAUUCCUACCGAGCCGGUGGACAGAAAGCUGUCAAAAAUUGAGACUCUGCGCUUAGCGUCCAGUUACAUCUCACAUCUGGCCAAUGUGCUCCUGAUAGGGGACGGAGGAGAGGACGCACAGCCGUGUGUGAGCGCGGUGUACAGUGCGCCGGGGGAGAGCGGAGGAAAGCAGCCGCGCACUAUCUGUACUUUCUGCCUCAGCAGCCAGAGGAAAGGGAUUAAGGACGGGAAGGACUGUCUCCGCAUGCGGGGAAUCACUUCACUGCGCGUGACACGCCGGUAGCCAGCAGCAACGCGUGAUAAAACCGCAACUCAGGGAGCGCGAGAGGUGUGCGAGCCGCGCGAAGCUCCGGAGACUCCUCGCGAAACACGCGCGGGACGGAGAUUUUCGGAAGCCUCGCCACUGAAACAGCUGUUGAUUUUGACAUGUUUCUUUCCCUAUGUCUAAUUUGUAUAUAGCUACGAACAUUUAAAAUGCUGUGCAUACAAUUUUCUUUUCUUCAUUUUUUUUUAUUUUUUUUUAUAAUAAUAGAAUUUAUCGUUUUUUUUAAUUUUUUUUUAUUUUUACACAAAUUGUGAGAAC